GCCGCGACGCCUUCAGCGACAAGCACCUGCACGGCUCGAACCGCGUGGCUCAGAUAGCGCAGCGGUUCGGGGCGAGGGAGCACGGCAGGCCGCCGCCGCCACCGCCGCCGGCCCAGGGUUCGGGCGCCGCCGCCGAGACGUGCCACUUCUGCUGCCAACGCGUCUACUUGGUGGAGCGGAUGGUGGCCAACGGGAAGGUGUUCCACCCGCCCUGCUUCCGCUGCGAGUACUGCAACGUCACCCUGAAGCCUCUAAACUACGCACACGACAGCGACACGGGACGGUUCUUCUGCAUGCCGCACUUUGGCCUGCACUCCCUGGUGAAGUACAAGUAUCAGAGGAACGAGGUGCCGACGGUCCUUCCAGAGCCUGCUCCCAUCGCUGAGGUGCCGCGCGCGCUGACCUCUCGCCGCGGCGUCACCCCGGAGCGCGCCGAGUUCGAGAACAGCGUGGACCUGCUCUCUGAGGACGAGCCUCUCUCGGAGAUGGACGAGGACGAGUGA
Pollicipes pollicipes is the source of this 503-nucleotide messenger RNA. RefSeq names its product F-actin-monooxygenase MICAL2. The record is from RefSeq and is a predicted model, not a curated record. The transcript has 5 exons. Bases 180 to 503 code for a protein of 107 amino acids. NCBI's taxonomy places the organism in Eukaryota, Metazoa, Arthropoda, Thecostraca, Pollicipedomorpha, Pollicipedidae.